Molecule: messenger RNA, 772 nt
Organism: Pelagomonas calceolata
Lineage: Eukaryota; Pelagophyceae; Pelagomonadales; Pelagomonadaceae
Source: the annotation of a GenBank genome assembly
UUUUGCCACAGCGUGUGCCGCAUCCAGCCUUGGCACGCCGUAGCUUCGUCCAAAGGCGCGCCGGGGACUCCAAAUCAGAGUGCCAUCGCGCCCGUAGCACUCCGACCAUGUAUGCGACAGCUUUGCUGGCAUGCAGCUGUGUUGCGACAGCCAUGGCGCCGCCGCGGCUCGCGCGCCGUCGAUUCAUCGGUGCUGCCACAUCAUUCGUGCCGGGUGUUGCCGUCGGAGCGAAUUUGCCGUCCGAUAAUGGCGCAAAAGGCGACCAGCGCGGGACGGUUACAGCGUUGGUACCGAUUGUCCGCGUCGCCAGCGGCAUCGCGCAAGCAAGUCGCGCCGUACAGGCGGGAAAGCUACAAGACGCACAAAAAGCACUGGACGCGAUACCAGUUGCCGAGAAGCCGUUCAAGCGGCUCUUCGACGAGUACAGCGAGCCCGUUUCUUACAAGCAAAAAUACAAAGAUUCCAACGCGUUUGUCGUCUACUAUACGCAAGGCUUCGACGGCGCGGGCCGCCCGGGCAUCGAAGCGCCGGACGCGAAGGAGGAGCGGCAAACGCGACAGUACGGAUAUCGGAACGACGCCUGGGCGGCCGUCGACGACGCCCGCGCCGAGGUGAAAUACUGCAUCGAGGAAAAAGCGGAGACGACGGAGCUGGGCUCUAUGUUGAAGCGCGCGUCCGCCGCGCUCGACGGCUACCUCGGCCUCGCUCCAUCUAGUGAUGUGGCGGCGGCGCGGGCGAAGUUGUAAUGUUGUGACUAACGGUACUAGUAAAU